Molecule: messenger RNA, 234 nt
Organism: Caenorhabditis remanei
Lineage: Eukaryota; Metazoa; Nematoda; Chromadorea; Rhabditida; Rhabditidae
Exons: 1
Coding region: 1-234 (77 amino acids)
Source: RefSeq, a predicted model, not a curated record
AUGCAUCCGAGGCAAGCGGGCGCACCGUACCGUUUCCCAUUAACCGAGUCGCCACACACGGUGCACUGUUCAGAUGACGUGGAUGGGGAUGAGGACAUCGAUGACGUAGAUACAGAUGAUGAUGAGGAUGAUGGUCGUGGAUCCAGAUAUGAAGAUGUUAGCAUCAUAGAUAGGGCUGAAAUCAAGAAUAAGGUUGAGGAGAAUGGAGAAGCAUGCAGAAGAACAAAUAAAUAA